AUGACGUACAAAUGGGUUGCUACCGCGCUCCUCCGAGCCAAUGGACGGACACUGGGCAAUUCUGUAGGCGAGGCCAGUAAUACCAGUAUUGGCAGCGGGGACGGCACGGGGGAGGAGGACGACGAUUCUAACGGCAAGAAAAACCAAAAGAAGCGCGGUAUAUUUCCUAAGGUGGCAACAAAUAUUCUAAGAGCGUGGCUGUUUCAACAUCUAACGCAUCCCUAUCCCUCGGAGGAUCAGAAAAAACAAUUAGCACAAGACACAGGACUGACGAUACUGCAGGUUAAUAACUGGUUUAUUAACGCUCGGCGGAGAAUCGUACAACCAAUGAUAGAUCAAUCGAAUCGAGCAGUAUACACACAUCCAGGACCAUCAGCGGGAUAUCCGGAUGCUAUGAGCUAUAUGAUGGAUGGUCAGGCGCAGAUGAUGCAUCGACCACCGGGCGAUCCAACCUUCCAUCAGGGUUACCACUAUCCACCGGCGGAAUAUUAUCCUCACCAUUUGUAAUAAACGGCAAAAUUUGAGUGUCUAGUUUAGUUAAUUGUGUAAUGGAAGUUAUAUCGCACACACAAUGAACCCAGAUAAAAAAAAAACAAAAAUCGAGAUAAGAGAGAUAAAGAUGGAAGGAGCGCCUCCCAGUGAAAAAAUAACUUCUGUAAUACAAUGGAAAAAAGUGGCCAUCUUAAGGAACCAAAAAGCAAGCAAUGCGCAAAUACACAACAAUAUGCAAAGAUGAUGAAUGUUGAACGUUCAGAUGUAGUCCUUUGUACAAGCAGCAGAAAAAAACAUCACAGAAUAGUGCAUCCACCGGAAGACGAAAAAAAAACUUCACCGAGCUUUCUCAACUCAACACUCACACAUAUUCCGAGAGAAUUGUGGUUCUCAGCAACAAACAAACGAACAUCCUUAUCACAUCUUCAGUGGGCUAUCCUGUGGCUAUCAGCAGCAGUAAUAGUAAAAUUAUAUGUAUUGUGAGAAAGAUACCGGCUUCACGUGCAUUUUCCCUUUUUCUCAGAAGAUUCAUGCGUUUUAGUUUUUAUACUUACACAUUAAAACCAUCAACCAAACAACUUAUAAUAGUUUUUGUACCUUACGGGAUAUUUAUUUGUUAUUAUUUGUGUAUAUAUUGAUGUAAGCAAGCAGUAACACCUACGAACAUACAUUGCAUAUUGUGUUGCAUUAGUAGAUCAAUUAUUUAUGACAGCAAUUUAAAGAAAGGCAAAACAGGAAAAGCUCACACAUACCCUAACUAAAGAUAGAAUAAGUGGAUAGACUCAUCGGACUUCUAGUUUCCAUGUGCUCAUCAAAAGCAAUAGAAAGAUUUUUUUUAUUUGAACAUUAAAUUAAAUUAAAAUGUUCAUUCGAUUGUAAUUAUCAAGUUUCAGUAGAUAGUCAAGACUCAUUUUAUCGUCGCUACGUCCUAAAAUCGAUUCAUGGUACAUAUAUGAUCAUUAUUAUAAUUUUUUUUAUCAACAGAAAAAAUUUACAAUGUUUAAACUAAACUUUUCAAAAGUUUUCAAAACUUGUACCAUUUUUGUACGCCCAUAUAUCUAAAAAAAUGGAAACUAGAAGCUCGAUCUAUAAUCUAACAAAUGCACAAAUUCAAUUCAAACGUAAACUAGCAAAAACUUUACCAGAACAAGAAAAGGGAAUUGUACGGCAUUACUGACUGAAAUUCGUUAGUUUAAUGUAGCGAGAGAUAUGUAGAGUAAAAAAUCACCGAAGAUUCGUUACUGCAUUACAGCACUUCUUCUGAAGUCGUCGACGAUAGGGAAUUGAUGAAAUGAAACCACACACCACCCCCCACACAUACACACUAUUAAGAUUAUCUUAGUAGAUACGGUAUCAGUUUUACUAUGUAACUAUAAUGUACAUAAGUCACACUGGCGUAGACAAAAAAAACAAAAGAAAAACUAAGACAGCGAUUGGAAGAUUAUCCGCGGCUAUAUGUUUGGCCAGAUAAGAGAGAUUGUAAUCAAGUUCGUACUAAUGCGAAAAAACACUUUCAUCAAAAAAAACAGAUGGAGAAAACUAGUUGCCGAAUAUUUCCACACCAAGAACAAAAAAUUUCGGAACUAAUCCAUUAAAAAAAAGAAGUAAAUCAUUUCCAAAAGGAGGCAACUUUGUUAUUGUCACAUUGAUGUGGUAAAAUUGUAACUAUCUUCUAAAGUAGCUGCUACCUCCUUGCAGCUAAAUAACACGAGACCUGUUUUUUUUUGUGUAACUUGACAUCUAUUGUACCAUAAUAACAUCUGAGGAAAUAUUACUCAUUAUAAAUUCUGUUGAAUAUAUUUUUUCCGUUAUGUUCCGUUGUCUUCUUUAAUGCUUUACUACUUCUACUCUACAGCGUUGUUCCAUUGCAUUGAACAACCCGUCUCCGUUGAUCAGGAACAUUGAUUGAAGCACCAGAACACACACACCCAUAAUUAUACGUGAGUGCGUAUAGCAAUAAUUUUAAUUCGACUAAUUGUAAGCAUCCUUAUACCUAUACUACUAUCAUCUGUUCAGUAAAAUUUGAUAAACAAAAUCUUUUAGACAGUAAAUAAACACAACAAAAACACUUCCUAAAAUUUCAUUGAUUUUUGUUUUUGAAAAAUCAAUUAAAAGUGAUGUACAUUAAGUAGAAUAAAUCGUAUCGUUUCUUAUAGGUUAUUUUAGUUUUAUAUGUGUAAAAAAUCACUCUUAUAAAUGCAGGUAUCGCACUGAAGCAAAUUAUAUUUGCUGUGUGUGCGUAGGAAAGAACAACCGUUAGAUGAAAUAUCGUGUUAAUUAAGGUACCGUUAUAACAACAAACAAAACAGUAUAUGGUAAAAGCAUAUGGAAAAAAAUCAAACACAUCAUCGUGAAGAUGUGAGGAAAAAAGUAAAUAUUAUUAGGAAUGAUUGAAGAAUUUAUCUGAAUUAUACUAUUAUUUUGAAUUAUU
Molecule: messenger RNA, 2923 nt
Organism: Uranotaenia lowii
Lineage: Eukaryota; Metazoa; Arthropoda; Insecta; Diptera; Culicidae
Product: homeobox protein homothorax-like
Exons: 7
Coding region: 1-507 (168 amino acids)
Biological process (GO): positive regulation of cell population proliferation; animal organ morphogenesis; eye development
Molecular function (GO): RNA polymerase II cis-regulatory region sequence-specific DNA binding; DNA-binding transcription activator activity, RNA polymerase II-specific
Source: RefSeq, a predicted model, not a curated record